AUGACUUCUGCAUCGCCCCAAGUAAAGCGCCUCAAGAUGACUGGCCCUCUGAUCGGCACGCACAACGGCCACUUCCACGCCGACGAGGCCUUGGCCGUGUAUCUGCUGCGCACCCUGCCCACCUACGAGGGCAGCCCGCUAGUCCGCACCCGUGACCCCGCCCUUCUCGAGACCUGCCAUACUGUCGUCGAUGUCGGCGGUGUCUACGACCACACCAAGAACCUCUACGACCACCACCAGCGCGAGUUCGAUGCCUACUUCCCCGGCAGGACCGCCACGAAGCUUUCGUCAGCCGGCCUGGUGUACAAGCACUUCGGCAAGGACAUCAUUGCUCAGCAGACUGGCUUGAGCAUUGACAGCCAGGACGUUGAGAUUCUGUACCAGAAGCUGUAUGAUGGCCUUAUCGAGGCCUUCGACGCCAAUGAUACCGGCGUUUCGUCCUACGACAGCAAGGCUGUGAAGGCUGCAGGCUUGGAGAAGCGCUUCGAGGACCGUGGCUUCAGCAUUGCGUCCGUCGUCAACCGCUACAACUACCACUUUGAGAAUAACGCGGGCAAAGACAAGGAACAGUUGCAGAAGGAGGAGGAUGAGCGCUUCCUGAAGGCCUCGGCCUUUGUUGGCGAGCAGUUCAUCAUGGAGCUGACGGACAAGCACAGCAACUGGCUUCCCGCGCGCGCUGCGGUCAAGGCUGCUUUCGAGGACCGCAAGCAAUACGAUUCUCAGGGCCGCAUCAUGGUGCUGAAGCAGGGCAUGCCAUGGAUGGACCAUUUGUACACGCUGGAGGACGAGAGUAACACGCCAGCGGAAUCGAAGGUGCUGUACGUCUUGUUCCCUGAGAAUGACGAGCCGGACAGCAAGUGGAGGAUCCGAUCCGUCUCUGCCGAGGGCGGUGGAUUCGACAACAGGAAGGACCUUCCCAACGCGUGGAAGGGGGUCCGUGACGAGCAGUUGGAUGAGGUGUCAGGUAUUCCCGGCUGUGUCUUUGUCCACGCGAGUGGGUUCAUCGGCGGCAACAAGACCUAUGAGGGUGCCUUGAAGAUGGCCCAGAAGGCAUUGGAGCUAUAG
This is a messenger RNA of Diplodia corticola, 1065 nucleotides long. RefSeq names its product gamm1 protein. Gene Ontology annotation, cellular component: cytoplasm; nucleus. The transcript is spliced from 2 exons. Bases 1 to 1065 code for a protein of 354 amino acids. NCBI's taxonomy places the organism in Eukaryota, Fungi, Ascomycota, Dothideomycetes, Botryosphaeriales, Botryosphaeriaceae. The record is from RefSeq and is a predicted model, not a curated record.